AGAUGUUCAGUAAGGGAGUAGCACUAAGACAUGUGCUCAGAAGGGCGCCCCUCACACAGACUAGGUGUAUGGCUGAUAGUGGCUGGCGUAGUGAUGUAGAAGAAGUAAGAAAGAUAGCACUGAGUGAAAAUCCACCCUUCUCUACAAUUGUUGAUUACUACUUCAACAAAGCAGCUCCUUAUGCAGAGGAGGCGAUCAAGGCUCAGACUCGCAGUACUAAGAUGCCAACUGAGAUCAAGAACCGCCUCGUCUCGGGUGUACUCUCAGAUUUGAAGCCAUGUAACUCAGUUCUGUCCCUCUCCUUCCCUCUGAGGCGAGAUAACGGAGAAAUUGUAACCAUCCACGGAUACAGAGCCCAGCAUUCCCAACACAGGACUCCUUGCAAAGGAGGAAUGAGGUUCAGUGAUGAGGUACACGAGGACGAGGUUAAAGCUUUGGCUAAACUCAUGACCUACAAGUGUGCUGUGUGUGAUGUACCUUUCGGUGGUGCUAAGGCUGGAAUCAAGAUCGACCCAAAAAUGUUCUCUGAUAUGGAGUUGGAGAAGAUCACUAGGAGGUUCACAGUAGAGCUGGCAAAGAAAGGAUUCCUGGGACCUGGUAUUGAUGUGCCAGCUCCUGACAUGGGUACUGGUGAGAGAGAGAUGAGUUGGAUGGCAGACACGUACAAGAACACAAUUGGAGUUACUGACCUCAACUCUCACGCUUGUGUCACUGGUAAGCCAAUAGUAAUGGGAGGUAUCCACGGCAGAACCUCAGCUACAGGACGUGGUGUUUACCACUCUACCAACAUAUUUGUGGAGGACCCUGAGUUUAUGGAAAUGGUUGGACUUGUUCCCGGACUUUCAGGAAAAACUUGCAUCUUACAGGGUUUCGGUAACGUAGGUCUGCACACAGCACGUUAUUUCCACCGAGCAGGAGCUAAGAUUAUCGGAGUUAUCGAGUGGGACGGCAGUAUUUACAACCCAUCUGGUAUCGACCCUAAAGCUCUCGAGGACUGGAAGUUAGAACACGGCACAAUUACAGGAUUCCCCGGAGCUACUGCUACUGAUGAGGAUUUGCUGGAGGGAGAGUGUGAUAUCCUGCUACCUUGCGCUAAAGAAAAGGUGAUAACAAUAGAUAACGCACACAAGAUAAAAGCACGUGUAAUAGCUGAAGGAGCUAAUGGUCCUAUCACCCCUGCUGCGGAUGAGAUUCUUAUCGCUAACAAGCAACUUGUUAUUCCUGAUAUCUACUGCAACUCCGGUGGUGUAACCGUAUCUUACUUCGAGUGGUUGAAGAAUUUAAACCACGUCAGUUACGGUCGUCUUACCUUCAAAUACGAGUUCGACUCAAACAAACAUCUUCUCCAGUCUGUGCAGAGUUCUCUUGAGAGCAGGUUCUCAGGAAAGAUCCCAGUAACUCCAACCCCUGAGUUUGAAGCAGCUAUGGGUGGUGCAUCUGAGAAGGAUAUCGUACACAGCGGUCUAUCUUACACUAUGGAGCGAUCUGGUAAAAAGAUAAAGGAAGUAGCGCUCCAGCACGACCUCGGAGUGGAUUUGAGAACUGCUGCGUUCGUCUUGGCUCUGACCAAGAUAUCCAAUAACAUCAUCAUGGCUGGUUUCACGUUCACGUAAAUCCAGGAGUUUCACUUUCACCUAGAAUUGGAGACUCGGAAUUUAUUGGAGCUGGAUUGAACUUGUAGCUGAAGUUUUGGAAUGAGGCAACAAAUAAUAUUGAUAUUUUGCAAUGAUUGAUUGAAUGAAAUCUGUUCCUAGAUUAUGAUAUAUUUUGAGAGGAUCGAUUUUGAUGUAAGCUACCCGUUUCUGAACCAUAAUUUAUUGCGGUAUUUGUUUAAGAGGUAACGAAUGAUGAAAAUUAUGUAAAUUAUGAAUAUGAUAUAAAUAUUGAAUAUGAUAGUUAGAAUUAUAAUUCGAGUUAGGCAGUCUUUUCUAGGGAAAGUAAUUAUUAUCUAUCAAAAUGUGGACGACCAUUUGCAUUUCCUAGCUUAGGUACCUCUUAGUUUUUUCUCUUAAGUAUAAUUCUGUAUUUAACAGCGUUUUCCGCUGUAUUUAUUUUUGCUCGGUGAUAUAUAUAGCAAGUUACUUAAUUAUUUUAAGUUAACCACCAAGCUAUUAUUUAUCGCAUGUUGACCUUAGGUUACUUAGUUAAUUCAUAAUUAGUAGCAUAAUUAUUUCAGUUACAGUCAUGUAUUACCUACAAUUCAUCUCACUGAUCAUACAAAAAAAAUGUUAUUACAAAAAAUAAUGUUAUUUACCCCUAUACGUAUUCGGCAUAUUUCGGAUAUUUGAAGUUUGAUCCUGUUUUAGCAGUGAAAAUUGUAAAUAAUACUUAAUUAAAUAUAUGUGUAUAAAGAGUAAAUUACUCUAAAAUUCCUGAUUGCGGGGGAAAUUAAAAUUAUUCUGAUUAAAUGUCAUUCAAUAAACAUAACACUUGUCCUGCCUUAUGAUGAUGAAAUAAAAUGAAAAUGAAAUCCAUGGGGCGGGUAUCAAACAUCAAAUAUUUGAAAUAUGUGAUUAUUAAUGAGGAUUGAGUUUAUGUACAAAGUUUUGUUCUGUUCAUCGUUAAUUUUGCCUAAUUACAUUUUGGUUUGAUAAGAUACCCAUUUGAUAACUCGUCCGACUAUGAAUGAUUACCUGUCUUCCAUGAUUAUAAAUCCUGUUGCUGUGUAAUAAUAAAUAUUUCACAUUGCUAAAAUUUUAUUUUAUUUCAGUUGAUGUUAAUUGCUAAUGUAAUCAGUCAAUAUAUCUAAAAUCUUAACUAAAACUUUAAUUUAGCCUCUUUCAAAAUGGUCACCCUUGAAAAGAAGAAGAAGACCAAAAGAUCAGUGGAAGCAGUCAUUGCAGAGGCCAAAAGUGCGGUCGUAGAACCAGCAAAACCCGCCAAG
Molecule: messenger RNA, 2884 nt
Organism: Bolinopsis microptera
Lineage: Eukaryota; Metazoa; Ctenophora; Tentaculata; Lobata; Bolinopsidae
Product: glutamate dehydrogenase, mitochondrial-like
Exons: 12
Coding region: 3-1613 (536 amino acids)
Biological process (GO): L-glutamate catabolic process
Cellular component (GO): mitochondrion
Molecular function (GO): L-glutamate dehydrogenase (NAD+) activity
Source: RefSeq, a predicted model, not a curated record